Brenthis ino (lesser marbled fritillary) is the source of this 795-nucleotide messenger RNA. The record is from the annotation of a GenBank genome assembly. NCBI's taxonomy places the organism in Eukaryota, Metazoa, Arthropoda, Insecta, Lepidoptera, Nymphalidae.
AUGGCAAAUCAGGAAUGGGGGUACACCGUUGAAAAUGGUCCAGCAACAUGGGUGGAAAAAUUCCCUGAAGCCAGAGGUGCUCGUCAAAGUCCCGUGGACAUCGACACAACCCGGGCCAGUAGCGGCGGCAGUGCGCCUCCCUUGAAGUGGCGCUACUCCGUCAACCACCCCCGUUCAGUUGUCAAUCCCGGCUACUGUUGGCGUGUUGAUGAAAACGGUUAUGAUUCGGAACUCCGAGGUGGUCCUCUAGGCUCAGAUGUGUACAAGCUGCAGCAGUGGCACUGUCACUGGGGGGCUGUGAAUGGCGAAGGCUCGGAGCACACGGUUGACGGCCGCUCUUUCUCUGGUGAACUGCAUCUCGUCCACUGGAAUACUUCCAAAUAUAACAGUUUCAAUGAAGCCGCAGGACAGACAGACGGGCUGGCCGUACUUGGAGUAUUACUAAUGGUGGGUUCCAAACACAACGAGCUCGAUAAGGUGGUUCGGCUGCUGCCAUACAUUCAGCAUAAGGGCGACAAAGUGACAUUCUCAGAACCUCUGAACCCCGCUAAUUUGUUGCCGAAACGCUACGCCUACUGGACUUAUCCCGGCUCCCUCACUACGCCACCUUGCACUGAAUCUGUUACGUGGAUACUCUUCAAAGAACCUGUACAAGUUUCUGCUGAACAAUUGGCCUUAAUGAGAAAACUAAGAUGCGGUGAGGCUUCUUGUGGAGAAGAGGCCAUGGAACUGCUUCACAACUAUCGCCCCACGCUGCCUCUUGGGAACCGAGAGUUACGCGACUACGGUGGCAAC